AUGAUGCCGCCGCCACAUCCCGCGCGGACACCGCGAGGACGACUCGCAGGUGCUUCCGCUGGAGCUCCUGCAGCAUUGCUCUCAGCGCGGCCCCGCUUCCGCCCCGGGGCUGCUUCCGCCCCCGGGGCUGCUUCCGCCUCGUCACGGGGUGUUGCCGCGCCCCGGGCUCCUGAAACGCGCGAGUGCGACCCGCCACUGGCGCUGGUUCAGUCAAAGCCCCCCCUUGCCGAGACCAGUAGCUCGGGGGGCCGGCGGACGACCGCGGCGGGCGGCGGCGGAGCAGCACCUAGGACGGGCGGCGCGACCGGCGCGCGGAUCGAAGGCGGAUCGUGCGCGGCGCGGGCGGUGGCGCUGCACGGUGGCGUUGAUCCGCUUGACGUGUCUCUGGCGAUGAUGGGAUCGUUCAGUGAGAGCGCCAGCACUGGCACGGCUCCCCCGCCUAAACACCGCGGCGCGUCCGUCAAGAACUUCCCCACUGUCUCUUCCGCUCCCGCCGCCGCCGACGCUUUCGCCAACGCGCCUUCUUCCACCCGCCCGUCAUCUUCCCCUUCUUCCCUCAAGACCGCGGCGCCGCCGCCAGCAGCCCCUGCGGCGGCAGCAGAGCGCGCGCCUUUCACGGUGGCGGAGGCGGUCGCCGCAUUCUCGUCUCGCGAUACGAUCGUGUCCUCCUCGUCGCCUGCUGCGUGUGCUGCUACUACGAUCGCUGGUUCUGGCAACGCGGCGGCAUCAUUGGCUGGUACUACAAAUGGGUCUACGAGGCCUCCGGCGGUUAAAGCCAGAGCCACACCACCGCGCUCCCACGAUCCCGCUGCUGCUGGCAGUUUCAGGGACGGCGUGCGCGGCGUCGCUGCUGCGGCUUCCGCCAGCCCAAGCCGCCGCAGCGGCGUGCGCGGCGCAGGCGGAGCAGACGGCGGCACGGACAGCGCGCAGAGGAGCCGAGUAGGAAAAUCGACCGCUCUUGAGUCUACUACUAGCGCAAGUAGUGCUAUCAGCAGAAGCACUACUUUUGCCGUUACAAGUGCUUCUGGCGGCACGGCGAAGGGCCACGUCUCGCUCGCUUCGGCCGGCAGAAGCAAGAGCUCUACAACCACUGCUAGCUCUCUCAUUAACACUUCUGCUACAAGCAACGCCGCCCGACGAGGCGCCGCGUCGGCCCCCAACUCCUCCUCCAUGCCCUUCCUUUCCGCUGCCGCCGCCGCCGGAGCCGCCGCUAUGCGCGCAGCGGGGGUUGUGCCCGUCGCCGCGGCUGCCGCAAAGUGCUUCGGGCCCGUCCCGGGCGGCAUCGGGUUCGGGCCGCGCGUGAAUAGCGGCGAGAGCAGCAGCGACGAGGACUGGACGGACGACGAGGCGGAGCGGGUGCGCGGGGAGAGCGCGGGAGAGCUGGAACAGCGCGUGCGGGGAGGAGGCGACGCGGAAGAAGAGAACCGCCGGUGGAACAUGAUCCCCCGCGCCGCCACUGGUGGUAACAAUGCUCCUCCCCGCGUUGACCGCGACACGGACGCGCUUCCGCCGGUGGGCGCAGGCGGUGACGCGGCGGACAGCAGCGUCGCGUGGGGGAGCGACAACGACAGCGACUGCUCGUCGGACGAUUCGCGGGGGCUCGCGGGUGGCGGAGAGGCGCGGCGCAGGGGAGCGGCGCAAGUUGAGGCGGCGGAGAGGAGCGAGUGCCGGCGGUUCUCGCUGGCGCAGCUGGAGCACGCCACUGGUAACUUCGACGACGCCAAUCUGCUCGGCCGCGGCGCCUUCGGACGGGUGUACAAGGGCCACCUGAUGGGGUGCGAGGUGGCAGUGAAGCGGCUGGAUGGCGACGGCUGGCAGGGCCCAGACGAGUACUGCACGGAGCUGAGGGUGCUGUCGCGCGCACAUCACCCGCACAUCGUGCUGCUCAUGGGCCACUGCCCCGCCGCGAUGUGCCUCGUGUAUGAAUACCUUCCAGGCGGCAGCCUCGCGGAUUAUCUGGUCGGCCGAAAUGGUAGUGGCAGUGGCGCUGGUGCUGGUACUGGUGGUACCCCAUCUCGCCCCGCACUGCAUUGGUCGGACCGGGUUCGGAUUUUAUCCGAAGUGGCGGGUGCUCUGGUGUUCCUGCACCACAGCGACCCUCCUGUUGCGCACCGGGACUUAAAGCCGCACAACGUCCUUUUGGAUCUGAAUCUCAAGACAAAGCUCGCUGACGUGGGAUUGGCUCGGCUGAUCGACACGAGUGCAGAUGCGGGUGGGAAUGUGACCGCGAGGGUGCGGGGCACUGCUGGUUACAUCGACCCGGAGGAAGUGGUUACGUGCGAGAUUUCAGUUUCUUCGGAUGUUUACGCGCUGGGGAUAAUAAUGCUACAGUUGCUAACGGGGUACAGUAAUGUGAAUCAGGUGCACAAGCUGCUGGCUUCUGCAUCUGCCAGUGCCGUGAGUGCUGCUGGUGGGGGAGGAGGAGGAUACUUGAAUGAGAUAAAUGAUUAUGACAUGGCCGUGGGCAUGGGGGGAGUGGGUGGCGACGUGAUAGCUUCCAGUGGAAGAAUAACCGGCCACAGCACCAGCACUACCACCAGCAGCAACGUUAGCAGCAACACCAGCAGCAGCAGCAGCAGCAGCAGCAGCAACAGCCACAGCAGCAGCAGUGCAGCGUCCUCGCAGUCUUCAACCCGUUCCUCCGACGCACGGUCUCAGCCCAGCAGCCCCUUGUCUCUCAUGGCUGACAUGAUCGCAUCGCAUCUGGACCCUGCAGCAGGGGCAUGGCCACUGUCUUGCGCCCGUGCGCUUGCCGCUCUGGCCCUGCGCUGCGCAUGCCGGCAGCGGCGCCUGAGACCAGACCUGGCAUCGGAAGUGCAUCCUGCUCUCAUGCGCCUCAGCAGUCAAGCUGUUCGCUCUGCAAAAGCUGCUGCUGCUGCUGCUGCAAAUGGUGGUCCCGGUGCAGCCGCUUGCAAUGGCUCUGCUGCUUCUCCUGCUCCGGCUGGACCGUUUGAAGGGAGGGAGGAGACAGAGGAGGAAAGGCAGGGGGAGCAAUGGAGGGAGCGGAUGGAGUGCGCGGGACAGAAAUUCGGUGGCAUGGUGCAGAUGGCACACACGGGCAGCUGCUCUGCCCUCUCUCCAAG
Molecule: messenger RNA, 3083 nt
Organism: Closterium sp. Yama58-4
Lineage: Eukaryota; Viridiplantae; Streptophyta; Zygnematophyceae; Desmidiales; Closteriaceae
Source: the annotation of a GenBank genome assembly